Messenger RNA from Closterium sp. Naga37s-1, 10827 nucleotides. The record is from the annotation of a GenBank genome assembly. Lineage: Eukaryota; Viridiplantae; Streptophyta; Zygnematophyceae; Desmidiales; Closteriaceae.
AUGCGCACCUAUAAUGGGCGUACCAGGCAGAGUUCGGCAAAAAAAAAGGGGCCCCAUUCUCCCGCUUUCCAUCACCCCGCCCCAUUCUCCCUCUUUCCAUCACCCUGCCCCAUUCUCCCUCUUUCCAUCACCCCGCCCCAUUCUCCCGCUUUCCAUCACCCCGCCCCAUUCUCCCGCUUUCCAUCACCCCGCCCCAUUCUCCCUCUUUCCAUCACCCCGCCCCAUUCUCCCUCUUUCCAUCACCCCGCCCCAUUCUCCUGCUUUCCAUCACCCCGCCCCAUUCUUCCUCUUUCCAUCACCCCGCCCCAUUCUCCCUCUUUCCAUCUCCCGCCCCAUUCUCCCUCUUUCCAUCACCCCGCCCCAUUCUCCCGCUUUCCAUCACCCGCCCCAUUCUCCCGCUUUCCAUCACCCCGUCCCAUUCUCCCGCUUUCCAUCACCCGCCCCAUUCUCCCGCUUUUUAUCACCCCGCCCCAUUCUCCCUCUUUCCAUCACCCCGCCCCAUUCUCCCGCUUUCCAUCACCCCGCCCCAUUCUCCCUCUUUCCAUCACCCCGCCCCAUUCUCCCGCUUUCCAUCACCCCGCCCCAUCUCCCGCUUUCCAUCACCCCGCCCCAUUCUCCCGCUUUCCAUCACCCCGCCCCAUUCUCCCGCUUUCCAACACCCCGCCCCAUUCUCCCGCUUUCCAUCACCCCUCUCCAUUCUCCCGCUUUCUAGCACCCCGCCCCAUUCUCCCGCUUUCCAUCACCCCGCCCGAUUCUCCCGCUUUCCAUCACCCCGCCCCAUUCUCCCGCUUCCCAUCACUCCGCCCCAUUCUCCCGCUUUCCAGCACCCCGCCCCAUUCUCCCGCUUUCCAUUAUCCCGCCCCAUUUUCCCGCUUUCCAUCACCCCGCCCCAUUCUCCCGCUUUCCAUCACCCCGCCCCAUUCUCCCGCUUUCCAUCACCCCGCCCCAUUGUCCCUCUUUCCAUCACCCCGCCCCAUGCUCCCGCUUUCCAUCACCCCGCCCCAUUCUCCCGCUUUCCAUCACCCGCCCCAUUCUCCCGCUUUCCAUCACCCCGCCCCAUUCUCCCUCUUUCCAUCACCCCGCCCCAUUCUCCCGCUUUCCAUCACCCCGCCCCAUUCUCCCUCUUUCCAUCACCCCGCCCCAUUCUCCCGCUUUCCAUCACCCCGCCCCAUUCUCCCGCUUUCCAUCACCCGCCCCAUUCUCCCGCAUUCCCAUCACCCGCCCCAUUCUCCCUCUUUCCAAUCACCCCGCCCCAUUCUCCCUCUUUCCAUCACCCCGCCCCAUUCUCCCUCUUUCCAUCACCCCGCCCCAUUCUCCCUCUUUCCAUCACCCCACCCCAUUCUCCCGCAUUCCAUCACCCGCCCCAUUCUCCCUCUUUCCAUCACCCCGCCCCAUUCUCCCUCUUUCCAUCACCCCGCCCCAUUCUCCCUCUUUCCAUCUCCCCGCCCCAUUCUCCCGCUUUCCAUCACCCGCCCCAUUCUCCCGCUUUCCAUCACCCGCCCCAUUCUCCCGCUUUCCAUCACCCCGUCCCAUUCUCCCGCUUUCCAUCACCCGCCCCAUUCUCCCGCUUUUUAUCACCCCGCCCCAUUCUCCCUCUUUCCAUCACCCCGCCCCAUUCUCCCGCUUUCCAUCACCCCGCCCCAUUCUCCCUCUUUCCAUCACCCCGCCCCAUUCUCCCGCUUUCCAUCACCCCGCCCCAUUCUCCCGCUUUCCAUCACCCCGCCCCAUUCUCCCGCUUUCCAUCACCCCGCCCCAUCCUCCCGCUUUCCAUCACCCCACCCCAUUCUCCCGCUUUCCAUCACCCCGCCCCAUUCUCCCGCUUUCCAUCACCCCGCCCCAUUCUCCCUCUUUCCAGCACCCCGCCCCAUUCUCCCGCUUUCCAUCACCCCGCCCCAUUCUCCCUCUUUCCAUCACCCCGCCCCAUUCUCCCGCUUUCAAUCACCCCGCUCCAUUCUCCCGCUUUCCAUCGCCCCGCCCCAUUCUCCCGCUUUCCAUCACCCCGCCCCAUUCUCCCGCUUUCCAUCACCCCGCCCCAUUCUCCCGCUUUCCAUCACCCCGCCCCAUUCUCCCUCUUUCCAUCACCACGCCCCAUUCUCCCGCUUUCCAUCACCCGCCCCAUUCUCCCGCUUUCCAUCACCCCGCCCCUUUCUCCCGCUUUCCAUCACCCCACCCCAUUCUCCCUCUUUCCAUCACCCCGCCCCAUUCUCCCGCUUUCCAUCACCCUGCCCCAUUCUCCCUCUUUCCAUCACCCCGCCCCAUUCUCCCGCUUUCCAUCACCCAACCCCAUUCUCCCUCUAUCCAUCACCCCGCCCCAUUCUCCCUCUUUCCAUCACCCCGCCCCAUUCUCCCUAUUUCCAUAACCCCGCCCCAUUCUCCCGCUUUCCAUCACCCCGCCCCAUUCUCCCGCUUUCCAUCACCCUGCCCCUUUCUCCCGCUUUCCAUUACCCCGCCCAGUUCUCCCGCUUUCCAGCACCCCGCCCCAUUCUCCCGCUUUCCAUCACCCCGCCCCAUUCUCCCGCUUUCCAUCACCCCGCCCCAUUCUCCCGCUUUCCAUCACCCCGCCCCAUUCUCCCGCCACCCCGCCCCAUUCUCCCGCUUUCCAUCACUCCGCCCCAUUCUCCCGCUUUCUGUUGGUGCAACCCUACGCACCCCGCCCCAUUCUCCCUCUUUCCAUCACCCCGCCCCAUUCUCCCGCUUUCCAUCACCCGCCCCAUUCUCCCGCUUUCCCUCACCCCGCCCCAUUCUCCCGCUUUCCAUCACCCCGCCCCAUUCUCCCUCUUUCCAUCACCCCGGCCCAUUCUCCCGCUUUCCAUCACCCCACCCCAUUCUCCCUCUUUCCAUCACCCCGCCCCAUUCUCCCGCUUUCCAUCACCCCGCCCCAUUCUCCCGCUUUCCAUCACCCCGCCCCAUUCUCCCGCUUUCCAUCACCCCGACCCAUUCUCCCGCUUUCCAGCACCCCGCCCCAUUCUCCCGCUUUCCAUCACCCCUCCCCAUUCUCCCGCUUUCCAGCACCCCGCCCCAUUCUCCCGCUUUCCAUCACCCCGCCCCAUUCUCCAGCUUUCCAUCACCCCGCCCCAUUCUCCCUCUUUCCAUCACCCCACCCCAUUCUCCCUCUUUCCAUCACCCAGCCCCAUUCUCCCUCUUUCCAUCACCCCGCCCCAUUCUCCCUCUUUCCAUCACCCCGCCCCAUUCUCCCUCUUUCCAUCACCCCGCCCCAUUCUCCCUCUUUCCAUCACCCCGCCCCAUUCUCCCUCUUUCCAUCAUCCCGCUCCAUUCUCCCGCUUUCCAUCACCCCGCCCCAUUCUCCCUCUUUCCAUCACCCCGCCCCAUUCUCCCGCUUUCCAUCAGCCCGCCCCAUUCUCCCGCUUUCCAUCACCCCGCCCCAUUCUCCCGCUUUCCAUCACCCCACCCCAUUCUCCCGCUUUCCAUCACCCCGCCCCAUUCUCCAGCUUUCCAUCACCCCGCCCCAUUCUCCCUCUUUCCAUCACCCCGCCCCAUUCUCCCUCUUUCCAUCACCCCGCCCCAUUCUCCCUCUUUCCAUCACCCCGCCCCAUUCUCCCUCUUUCCAUCACCCCGCCCCAUUCUCCCUCUUUCCAUCACCCCGCCCCAUUCUCCCUCUUUCCAUCACCCCGCCCCAUUCUCCCUCUUUCCAUCACCCCGCCCCAUUCUCCCUCUUUCCAUCACCCCGCCCCAUUCUCCCUCUUUCCAUCACCCCGCUCCAUUCUCCCGCUUUCCAUCACCCUGCCCCAUUCUCCCGCUUUCCAUCACCCCGCCCCAUUCUCCCGCUUUCCAUCACCCCGCCCCAUUCUCCCGCUUUCCAUCACCCCGCCCCAUUCUCCCGCUUUCCAUCACCCCGCCCCAUUCUCCCGCUUUCCAUCACCCCGCCCCAUUCUCCCUCUUUCCAUCACCCCGCCCCAUUCUCCCCCUUUCCAUCACCCCGCCCCAUUCUCCCCCUUUCCAUCACCCUUCUCCAUUCUCCCUCUUUCCAUCACCCCGCCCCAUUCUCCCUCUUUCCAUCACCCCGCCCCAUUCUCCCACUUUCUAUCACCCCGCCCCAUUCUCCCUCUUUCCAUCACCCCGCCCCAUUCUCCCUCUUUCCAUCACCCCGCCCCAUCCUCCCUCUUUCCAUCACUCCGCCCCAUUCUCCCGCUUUCCAUCACCCCGCCCCAUCCUCCCUCUUUCCAUCACCCCGCCCCAUUCUCCCGCUUUCCAUCAUCCCGCCCCAUUCUCCCGCUUUCCAUCACCCCGCCCCAUUCUCCAGCUUUCCAUCACCCCGCCCCAUUCUCCCUCUUUCCAUCACCCCACCCCAUUCUCCCUCUUUCCAUCACCCAGCCCCAUUCUCCCUCUUUCCAUCACCCCGCCCCAUUCUCCCUCUUUCCAUCACCCCGCCCCAUUCUCCCACUUUCUAUCACCCCGCCCCAUUCUCCCUCUUUCCAUCACCCCGCCCCAUUCUCCCUCUUUCCAUCACCCCGCCCCAUUCUCCCUGAUUCCAUCACCCUGCCCCAUUCUCCCUCUUUCCAUCACCCCGCCCCAUUCUCCCUCUUUCUAUCACCCCGCCUUAUUCUCCCUCUUUCCAUCACCCCGCCCCAUCCUCCCUCUUUCCAUCACCCCGCCCCAUUCUCCCGCUUUCCAUCACCCCGCCCCAUCCUCCCUCUUUCCAUCACCCCGCCCCAUUCUCCCGCUUUCCAUCAUCCCGCCCCAUUCUCCCGCUUUCCAUCACCCCGCCCCAUUCUCCAGCUUUCCAUCACCCCGCCCCAUUCUCCCUCUUUCCAUCACCCCACCCCAUUCUCCCUCUUUCCAUCACCCAGCCCCAUUCUCCCUCUUUCCAUCACCCCGCCCCAUUCUCCCUCUUUCCAUCACCCCGCCCCAUUCUCCCUCUUUCCAUCACCCCGCCCCAUUCUCCCUCUUUCCAUCACCCCGCCCCAUUCUCCCUCUUUCCAUCAUCCCGCUCCAUUCUCCCGCUUUCCAUCACCCCGCCCCAUUCUCCCUCUUUCCAUCACCCCGCCCCAUUCUCCCGCUUUCCAUCACCCCGCCCCAUUCUCCCGCUUUCCAUCACCCCGCCCCAUUCUCCCGCUUUCCAUCACCCCACCCCAUUCUCCCGCUUUCCAUCACCCCGCCCCAUUCUCCAGCUUUCCAUCACCCCGCCCCAUUCUCCAGCUUUCCAUCACCCCGCCCCAUUCUCCCUCUUUCCAUCACCCCGCCCCAUUCUCCCUCUUUCCAUCACCCCGCCCCAUUCUCCCUCUUUCCAUCACCCCGCCCCAUUCUCCCUCUUUCCAUCACCCCGCCCCAUUCUCCCUCUUUCCAUCACCCCGCCCCAUUCUCCCUCUUUCCAUCACCCCGCCCCAUUCUCCCUCUUUCCAUCACCCCGCUCCAUUCUCCUGCUUUCCAUCACCCUGCCCCAUUCUCCCGCUUUCCAUCACCCCGCCCCAUUCUCCCGCUUUCCAUCACCCCACCCCAUUCUCCCGCUUUCCAUCACCCCGCCCCAUUCUCCCGCUUUCCAUCACCCCGCCCCAUUCUCCCUCUUUCCAUCACCCCGCCCCAUUCUCCCCCUUUCCAUCACCCCGCCCCAUUCUCCCCCUUUCCAUCACCCUUCUCCAUUCUCCCUCUUUCCAUCACCCCGCCCCAUUCUCCCUCUUUCCAUCACCCCGCCCCAUUCUCCCACUUUCUAUCACCCCGCCCCAUUCUCCCUCUUUCCAUCACCCCGCCCCAUUCUCCCUCUUUCCAUCACCCCGCCCCAUUCUCCCUGAUUCCAUCACCCCGCCCCAUUCUCCCUCUUUCCAUCACCCCGCCCCAUUCUCCCUCUUUCUAUCACCCCGCCUUAUUCUCCCUCUUUCCAUCACCCCGCCCCAUUCUCCCGCUUUCCAUCACCCCGCCCCAUCAUCCCUCUUUCCAUCACCCCGCCUCAUUCUCCCGUUUUCCAUCAUCCCGCCCCAUUCUCCCGCUUUCCAUCACCCCAUCCCAUUCUCCAGCUUUCCAUCACCCCGCCCCAUUCUCCCUCUUUCCAUCACCCCACCCCAUUCUCCCUCUUUCCAUCACCCAGCCCCAUUCUCCCUCUUUCCAUCACCCCGCCCCAUUCUCCCGCUUUCCAUCACCCCGCCCCAUUCUCCCGCUUUCCAUCACCCCGCCCCAUUCUCCUGCUUUCCAUCACCCCGCCCCAUUCUCCAGCUUUCCAUCACCCCGCCCCAUUCUCCCGCUUUCCAUCACCCCGUCCCAUUCUCCCGCUUUCCAUCACCCCGCCCCAUUCUCCAGCUUUCCAUCACCCCACCCCAUUCUCCCUCUUUCCAUCACCCCGCCCCAUUCUCUCUCUUUCCAUCACCCCGCCCCAUUCUCCCUCUUUCCAUCACCCCGCCCCAUUCUCCCUCUUUCCAUCACCCCGCCCCAUUCUCCCUCUUUCCAUCACCCCGCCCCAUUCUCCCACUUUCUAUCACCCCGCCCCAUUCUCCCUCUUUCCAUCACCCCACCCCAUUCUCCCGCUUUCCAUCACCCCGCCCCAUCCUCCCUCUUUCCAUCACCCCGCCCCAUUCUCCCGCUUUCCAUCAUCCCGCCCCAUUCUCCCGCUUUCCAUCACCCCGCCCCAUUCUCCAGCUUUCCAUCACCCCGCCCCAUUCUCCCUCUUUCCAUCACCCCGCCCCAUUCUCCCUCUUUCCAUCACCCCGCCCCAUUCUCCCUCUUUCCAUCACCCCGCCCCAUUCUCCCUCUUUCCAUCACCCCGCCCCAUUCUCCCUCUUUCCAUCAUCCCGCUCCAUUCUCCCGCUCUCCAUCACCCCGCCCCAUUCUCCCUCUUUCCAUCACCCCGCCCCAUUCUCCCGCUUUCCAUCACCCCGCCCCAUUCUCCCGCUUUCCAUCACCCCGCCCCAUUCUCCCGCUUUCCAUCACCCCACCCCAUUCUCCCGCUUUCCAUCACCCCGCCCCAUUCUCCAGCUUUCCAUCACCCCGCCCCAUUCUCCCUCUUUCCAUCACCCCGCCCCAUUCUCCCUCUUUCCAUCACCCCGCCCCAUUCUCCCUCUUUCCAUCACCCCGCCCCAUUCUCCCUCUUUCCAUCACCCCGCCCAAUUCUCCCUCUUUCCAUCACCCCGCCCUAUUCUCCCACUUUCCAUCACCCCGCCCCAUUCUCCCUCUUUCCAUCACCCCGCCCCAUUCUCCCUCUUUGCAUCACCUCGCUCCAUUCUCCCUCUUUCCAUCACCCCGCCCCAUUCUUCCUCUUUCCAUUACCCCGCCCCAUUCUCCCUCUUUCCAUCACCUCGCUCCAUUCUCCCUCUUUCCAUCACCCCGCCCCAUUCUCCCGCAAUCCAUCACCCCGCCCCAUUCUUCCCCUUUCCAUCACCCCGCCCCAUUCUCCCGCUUUCCAUCACCCCGCCCCAUUCUCCCGCUUUCCAUCACCCCGCCCCAUUCUCCCUCUUUCCAUCACCCCGCCCCAUUCUCCCUCUUCCCAUCACCCCGCCCCAUUCUCCCUCUUUCCAUCACCCCUCCCCAUUCUCCUUCUUUCCAUCACCCCGCCCCAUUCUCUUUCUUUCCAUCAUCCCGCCCCGUUCUCCCUCUUUCUAUCACCCCGCCCCGUUCUCCCUCUUUCCAUCACCCCGCCCCGUUCUCCCUCUUUCCAUCACCCCACCCCGUUCUCCCUCUUUCCAUCACCCCGCCCCCUUCUCCCUCUUUCCAUCACCCCGCACCGUUCUCCCUCUUUCCAUCACCCCGCCCCAUUCUCCCUCUUUCCAUCACCCCACCCCAUUCUCCCGCUUUCCAUCACCCCUCUACAUUCUCCCUCUUUCCAUCACCCCGCCCCAUUCUCCCUCUUUCCAUCACCCCACCCCAUUCUCCCGCUUUCCAUCACCUCUCUACAUUCUCCCUCUUUCCAUCACCCCGCCCCAUUCUCCUGCUUUCCAUCACCCCGCCCCAUUCUCCCGCUUUCCAUCACCCCGCCCCAUUCUCCCGCUUUCCAUCACCCCGCCCCAUUCUCCCUCUUUCCAUCACCCCGCCCCAUUCUCCCGCUUUCCAUCACCCCGCUUCAUUCUCCCUCUUUCCAUCACCCCGCCCCAUUCUCCCGCUUUCCAUUACCCCGCCCCAUUCUCCCGCUUUCCAUUACCCCGCCCCAUUCUCCCUCUUUCCAUCACCCCGCCCCAUUCUCCCGCUUUCCAUCACCCCGCCCCAUUCUCCCUCUUUCCAUCACCCCGCCCCAUUCUCCCGCUUUCCAUCACCCUGCCCCAUUCUCCCUCUUUGCAUCACCCCGCCCCAUUCUCCCUCUUUCCAUCACCCCGCCCCAUUCUCCCUCUUUCCAUUACCCCGCCCCAUUCUCCCGCAAUCCAUCACCCCGCCCCAUUCUUCCUCUUUCCAUCAUCCCACCCCAUUCUCCCGCUUUCCAUCACCCCGCCCCAUUCUCCCUCUUUCCAUCACCCCGCCCCAUUCUCCCCCUUUCCAUCACCCCGCCCCAUUCUCCCCCUUUCCAUCACCCUUCCCCAUUCUCCCUCUUUCCAUGACCCCGCCCCAUUCUCCCGCUUUCCAUCACCCCGCCCCAUUCUCCCGCUUUCCAUCACCCCGCCCCAUCCUCCCGUUUUCCAUCACCCCACCCCAUUCUCCCGCUUUCCAUCACCCCGCCCCAUUCUCCCGCUUUCCAUCACCCCGCCCCAUUCUCCCUCUUUCCAGCACCCCGCCCCAUUCUCCCGCUUUCCAUCACCCCGCCCCAUUCUCCCUCUUUCCAUCACCCCGCCCCAUUCUCCCGCUUUCCAUCACCCCGCUCCAUUCUCCUGCUUUCCAUCGCCCCUCCCCAUUCUCCCGCUUUCCAUCACCCCGCCCCAUUCUCCCGCUUUCCAUCACCCCGCCCCAUUCUCCCGCUUUCCAUCACCCCGCCCCAUUCUGCCUCUUUCCAUCACCACGCCCCAUUCUCCCGCUUUCCAUCACCCGCCCCAUUCUCCCGCUUUCCAUCACCCCGCCCCUUUCUCCCGCUUUCCAUCACCCCACCCCAUUCUCCCUCUUUCCAUCACCCCGCCCCAUUCUCCCGCUUUCCAUCACCCUGCCCCAUUCUCCCUCUUUCCAUCACCCCGCCCCAUUCUCCCGCUUUCCAUCACCCAACCCCAUUCUCCCUCUAUCCAUCACCCCGCCCCAUUCUCCCUCUUUCCAUCACCCCGCCCCAUUCUCCCUAUUUCCAUAACCCCGCCCCAUUCUCCCGCUUUCCAUCACCCCGCCCCAUUCUCCCGCUUUCCAUCACCCUGCCCCUUUCUCCCGCUUUCCAUUACCCCGCCCCGUUCUCCCGCUUUCCAGCACCCCGCCCCAUUCUCCCGCUUUCCAUCACCCCGCCCCAUUCUCCCGCUUUCCAUCACCCCGCCCCAUUCUCUCGCUUUCCAUCACCCCGCCCCAUUCUCCCGCGUUCCAUCACCCCGCCCCAUUCUCCAUCUUUCAAUCACCCCGCCCCAUUCUCCCGCUUCCCAUCACACCGCCCCAUUCUCCGUCUUUCCAUCACCCCGCCCCAUUCUCCCGCUUUCCAUCACCCCGCCCCAUUCUCCCUCUUUCCAUCACCCCGCCCCAUUCUCCCUCUUUCCAUCACCCCGCCCCGCUCUCCCUCUUUCCAUCACCCCGCCCCAUUCUCCCUCUUUCCAUCACCCCGCCCCGUUCUCCCUCUUUCCAUCACCCCGCCCCCUUCUCCCUCUUUCCAUCAUCCCGCCCCGCUCUCCCUCUUUCCAUCACCCCACCCCGUUCUCCCUCUUUCCAUCACCCCGCCCCCUUCUCCCUCUUUCCAUCACCCCGCACCAUUCUCCCUUUUUCCAUCACCCCGCCCCAUUCUCCCUCUUUCCAUCACCCCGCCCCAUUCUCCCUCUUUCCAUCACCCCACCCCAUUCUCCCGCUUUCCAUCACCCCUCUUCAUUCUCCCUCUUUCCAUCACCCCGCCCCAUUCUCCUGCUUUCCAUCACCCCGCCCCAUUCUCCCGCUUUCCAUCACCCCGCCCCAUUCUCCCGCUUUCCAUCACCCCGCCCCAUUCUCCCUCUUUCCAUCACCCCGCCCCAUUCUCCCGCUUUCAAUCACCCCGCUUCAUUCUCCCUCUUUCCAUCACCCCGCCCCAUUCUCCCGCUUUCCAUUGCCCCGCCCCAUUCUCCGUCUUUCCAUCACCCCGCCCCAUUCUCCCGCUUUCCAUCACCCCGCCCCAUUCUCCAGCUUUCCAUCACCCCGCCCCAUUCUCCCUCUUUCCAUCACCCCGCCCCAUUCUCCCUCUUUCCAUCACCCCGCCCCAUUCUCCCGCUUUCAAUCACCCCGCCCCAUUCUCCCGCUUUCCAUCACCUCGCCCCAUUCUCCGUCUUUCCAUCACCCCGCCCCAUUCUCCCGCUUUCCAUCACCCCGCCCCAUUCUCCCUCUUUCCAUCACCCCACCCCAUUCUCCCUCCUUCCAUCACCCCGCCCCAUUCUCCCUCUUUCCAUCACCCCGCCCCAUUCUACCACUUUCUAUCACCCCGCCCCAUUCUCCUGCUUUCCAUCACCCCACCCCAUUCUCCCUCUUUCCAUCACCCCGCCCCAUUCUUCCGCUUUCCAUCACCCCACCCCAUUCUCCCGCUUUCCAUCACCCCGCUUCAUUCUCCCUCUUUCCAUCACCCCGCCCCAUUCACCCGCUUUCCAUCACCCCUCCCCAUUCUCCCUCUUUCCAUCACCCCGCCCCAUUCUCCCGCUUUCCAGCACCCCGCCCCAUUCUCCCUCUUUCCAUCACCCCGCCCCAUUCUCCCUCUUUCCAUCACCCCGCCCCAUUCUCCCGCUUUCCAUCACCCCGCCCCAUUCUCCCUCUUUCCAUCACCCCGCCCCAUUCUCCCGCUUUCCAUCAUCCCACCCGUGGUGUAUGCAUGCUUGUGUGUAG